This is a messenger RNA of Saccostrea echinata, 2167 nucleotides long. RefSeq names its product thioredoxin reductase 2, mitochondrial-like. Lineage: Eukaryota; Metazoa; Mollusca; Bivalvia; Ostreida; Ostreidae. The record is from RefSeq and is a predicted model, not a curated record. The transcript has 17 exons. Gene Ontology annotation, molecular function: glutathione-disulfide reductase (NADPH) activity; flavin adenine dinucleotide binding; thioredoxin-disulfide reductase (NADPH) activity. Gene Ontology annotation, cellular component: mitochondrion; cytosol. Bases 25 to 1572 code for a protein of 515 amino acids. Gene Ontology annotation, biological process: glutathione metabolic process; cellular response to oxidative stress; cell redox homeostasis.
AAAAAUGUCUGCGCCCAUGAAAUCAUGAUUGUAAAUAAACACCCAAGAACGUUCAUUUUAAAACGGCUUUUUAGACACUAUAGACAACUGAGAUUUCUCCAAAGUUCUUCAACAGAAGAGUAUGAUCUUGUUGUUAUUGGUGGGGGUUCAGGAGGACUAGCUUGUGCUAAAGCAGCCUCCCAGCUUCAAAAGAAGGUAGCAGUGUUGGAUUUUGUGACUCCUUCUACUCAAGGGACAACAUGGGGCUUAGGAGGCACUUGUGUCAAUGUGGGGUGUAUUCCAAAGAAGUUGAUGCACCAUGCAUCUCUCCUGGGGGAAGCCAUUAAAGAUUCUAAAGCCUAUGGUUGGAGUGUUCCAGACCAAGUCCAGAAUGACUGGGCAACACUGUCCACUGCUGUGCAGAAUCAUGUGAAAUCCUUAAACUGGGGUCACAGGGUACAGCUCAGGGACAAAGGUGUAGAGUACAUAAAUGGAUUAGGGAGAUUUGUAGACACACAGACAGUUCAAGUUACAGACAACAGAGGAACAGAGAAACUUUUGAAGACCAAGAAUACUGUGAUAGCAGUAGGAGUCCGACCUUAUUUCCCAUCUCAGAUACCCGGUGCUUUGGAGUAUGCCAUAUCAAGUGAUGACCUAUUUUGGUUGAAGAAAUCUCCAGGAAAGAUAUUGAUUGUAGGUGCUAGCUAUAUUGCUUUAGAGUGUGGUGGUUUUCUAAUUGGUUUAGGGCUAGACACCACAGUAAUGAUUCGAUCCAGACCUCUAAGGCAGUUUGAUCAGCAAAUGGCCAGUCUUGUCACUGAUUACAUGGAGUCAAAAGGCACAAGAUUCCUGAAGACCUGUGUUCCAGUCAGCAUAGAGAAGACGACUGGAGGUCAACUGGUUGUGAAAUAUGAAAAUCUAACAGACAGACAGAUUAAAGAGGAAGUCUUUGAUACAGUCAUGUUUGCCACAGGACGACAUGCUAUGGUGAGAAAUCUUAAUUUAGAAGGAAUAGGAGUAAAGAUUGACCAAGAGACACAGAAGGUUAUUGGGGACCAUGGAGAGGACCAUGAGAGGACCAGUGUGCCAAAUAUUUAUGCUAUAGGUGAUAUCUUACAUAAAAGGCCAGAACUGACACCAGUAGCCAUAAAGGCUGGACAGUUGUUGGCAGAGAGGCUGUUUGGGGGUAGUCAAGUACAGAUGAAUUAUGAUUUGGUGCCGACCACAGUGUUUACCCCCCUAGAGUAUGGGGUUGUGGGUAUCUCUGAGGAAGAGGCCAUUUCACGACACGGGGACGAGAACAUAGAGGUUUUUCAUGCAUUUUAUACACCUCUGGAGUUCGUAGUUCCUCAAAGAAAUUCGUCACAGUGCUACAUCAAGGCAGUUUGUUUUGGUGACAGUGUGUUAGGACUACAUCUGAUUGGUCCGAAUGCCGGUGAAGUUAUUCAGGGAUUCGCAGUGGCUUUAAGAUGCGGGGCAACCUGGCAAAAUAUAUCUGGAAGCGUAGGAAUACAUCCUACAUCAGCAGAGGAAAUCGUCAAACUUCACAUCACUAAGAGAUCUGGACUUGACCCCACAGUCACAGGCUGCUGAGGUUAAUCCUCCUCGCGCAUGCUAGACUAGCUUACCUCUUGUUCUGAGAAUGAAUUCGCUUUUUAUUACAUAUCAGGUUUUAUGUUUGCUGACAAUUAUUUAUAUUAUUUAGUAUUAUGUAUUAUAUUAAAUUGUACGUAUUAUUUAUGAUAUUUAAUUAAUGUUAUGAUUAUACCUUAAGAUGCUGUGAGUUCCAUAUUUCUUAAUACUUUAUUUUGAAUAUUAACUUCAUCCUAGCUUGUCUAUUGGACAAUAAGUGCAGUUUUUGUAAGUAAAAAAUGUUAUGAAUGUGACAUAAUCAAUCAAAGUAAAAAUGUCAAGGGAAUUGUUUUUGAUUGCCAGUAAUGUUUUAGUGGAUAAUUAGUAAGCUAGUCGGCUGUGGAACGAGGACGGAUUUUCUUGGACUGUGUCAUUCACCUGGAAUGAAAAUCCAAAUCUAAUCUUGUCAAAGAGAUUCGGAUCUGAUGUAACAGGUGUCACGUGAUUACGACCUGACUUAGUUCACCAUGUUUUUAUUGUUUAUCAUGUGCUAUGUAGAAUUCCACUGUCACAUUGCAUUUCUGUAAUGUCAUUAAACCACGUUGCUGAUUGUAAA